UGACGCUCUUCAAGCAGCUUACUCUUCCCCAAAAUACACUGCGGUGCCCUUGGUGUCAUGGCGUCCCAGGGAGGAUGUAUAAACAGCAAGGUGGCUAAAUUACUUAGUCGCCGUAACGGCAAGCCCGUGCUGAAGCCUAACAAGCCGCUGGUGCUGGCGAAUACUGUGGCCAACCGCAAGCCCAAGCUCGGAGAGGCUAGCUGUGUUACAGAAAUGUCCUUAAUGAUGGCCUGUUGGAAGCAGAAUACCUUUAUUGAUGCACCAUGUACCAAAGAGAUUCAAACUUUCUUUGACUGUGUUGCAAAAGCACAGGCUGAUAAAAAGGCUGGACUGCACCGACAAAUACAAGCUGGACGUCUGCCACCAAAGCUAGUAAACCAGUUACUGAGACGAUUCCCAACUAUUGACCAUGAAAUCUAGAAGGGCAUCUUGUGUUUCAUGUGACUGUUCUUGCUACAUUGUAGGGGAAAUACUGUGGUCCUCUUGCAGACACUGAAUAGCUGAAGUUAUCAGGCCCACGUGCACUAAUUAUGGCCAGUUGCAGUAUUUGAUGGCCUCUUGUAGGACAGAUUGGGCUAUCUAGGACAUCUGAUCAGAUGGUCGCAUACCCAUUGUACAUUUUUUGGAUGUCUUAUUCCAAUCAGAGACAGUCAUAGAACCGUUAUAUAAAUCAUUCUAUGUGUUUGUUUUUCUAUUCAGUAAACCAUCUUUAUUUUUCUGAA
Bombina bombina (fire-bellied toad) is the source of this 722-nucleotide messenger RNA. It is a transcript of the gene CHCHD1, whose product is annotated as coiled-coil-helix-coiled-coil-helix domain containing 1. The coding region runs from base 58 to 420 and encodes 120 amino acids. Gene Ontology annotation, cellular component: mitochondrion; nucleoplasm; mitochondrial ribosome. Gene Ontology annotation, biological process: mitochondrial translation. The record is from RefSeq and is a predicted model, not a curated record. Gene Ontology annotation, molecular function: RNA binding. The transcript is spliced from 3 exons. Lineage: Eukaryota; Metazoa; Chordata; Amphibia; Anura; Bombinatoridae.